Messenger RNA from Gossypium arboreum, 1732 nucleotides. RefSeq names its product chorismate synthase, chloroplastic-like. Gene Ontology annotation, molecular function: chorismate synthase activity; FMN binding. Gene Ontology annotation, cellular component: cytosol. Bases 192 to 1499 code for a protein of 435 amino acids. Lineage: Eukaryota; Viridiplantae; Streptophyta; Magnoliopsida; Malvales; Malvaceae. The record is from RefSeq and is a predicted model, not a curated record. The transcript is spliced from 13 exons. Gene Ontology annotation, biological process: chorismate biosynthetic process; aromatic amino acid biosynthetic process.
ACUUUCAACUUUGAUGUGUAAAAUACCUAAAAUGAGUUUCACUCUACUGUUAGAUCCAAAUUAUAUAAACUAUAGAAUCACAACCCCCAUUCUCAAAAUCCUCCUCCUUUUACCAAAUCUUACAUUUUUAUUACCUCAAUCUCUUCUUCAUCUCUUUCAACCUCUACUCCGUUUCUGGUUUCUAAGCUUUCAUGGCUUCUUCCAUUAUAUGCAAGCCUUUCCUUAGAGCUACUAAACCCAAUUCUUCUCUUUAUCCUGACCUUCAAAGACUUCAUUUUCCCUCUCUUCGCAUCUCAAUCAAACCAAGAACCCACAAAAAGCUUCAGAUACAAGCAGCUGGGAGCACAUUUGGAAAUUAUUUCCGUGUUACAACAUUUGGAGAAUCUAAUGGAGGUGGUGUUGGUUGUAUAGUUGAUGGAUGUCCUCCUAGGAUUCCUCUCUCAGAAGCUGAUUUGCAAGGUGAUCUUGACCGAAGGAGUCCAGGUCAGAGCCGAGUUACUACCCCAAGGAAAGAGACAGACACAUGCCGAAUAUAUUCUGGAGUUUCUGAAGGAGUGACUACUGGAACACCAAUACAUGUACUUGUACCAAAUACUGAUCACAGAGAACAAGAUUACAAGGAAAUGUCAAUAGCUUAUAGGCCAUCUCAUGCUGAUGCCACUUAUGAUAUGAAAUAUGGUGUCAGGGCAGUGCAGGGUGGUGGCAGAUCAUCAGCCAGAGAAACCAUUGGAAGAGUUGCCUCUGGAGCUAUUGCUAAGAAAAUUCUCAAGCAGUUUUCAGGAACUGAGGUUCUUGCCUAUGUCUCUCAAGUUCAGCAGGUUCUUCUUCCAGAUGGGUCAGUUGACCAUGACACUGUAACUCUUGGCCAGAUAGAGAGCAAUAUUGUAAGGUGCCCAAAUCCUGAAUACGCUGAGAAAAUGAUAGCGGCUAUCGAUGCUGUGCGGAUAAAAGGAGAUUCUGUUGGCUGUGUUGUCACGUGCAUAGUGAGGAAUGCUCCGCGUGGGCUUGGUUCACCAGUUUUUGAUAAGCUUGAAGCAGAGCUUGCUAAGGCUGUAAUGUCAGUACCAGCAUCUAAAGGCUUUGAACUUGGGAGUGGAUUUUCAGGUGCUUUUCUGACCGGUAGUGAACAUAAUGAUGAGUUCUAUACUGAUGAACAUGGAAGAAUAAGGACAAGAACAAAUCGCUCCGGUGGGAUACAGGGUGGAAUAUCCAAUGGGGAAAUUAUCAACAUGAGAGUAGCUUUCAAGCCAACACCUGCUAUUAGUAGGAAGCAGCACACAGUGACUCGUGAGAAAAAAGAGAUAGAACUACUAGUCCACGGUCGUCAUGAUCCUUGUGUUGCCCCUCGAGCGGUGCCUGUUGUUGAGGCCAUGGUAGCCUUGGUGCUUGUGGACCAAUUAAUGGCACAAUAUGCACAAUGUAACCUUUUUCCUAUCAAUGCGGAGUUACAAGAACCGUUGAGCUUAGGUUUCCCCAACUUCGAACCAGCAAUGAUUUGAAUGGUUGCAGAAUGUUCUGGUUUUAAGGUUUUAUCAACCCUAAGUCGAAGGGCUUAUUAGCAUUUCUGUUUUGCCCUACUUUAUUGUUUGUGUGUUUUCUUUGUAACUGUUCGGAGCUUUUAUUGCUUCUCAUGUUCCAACAGUAGAGAAUAACAGUUUCAGUGUAGUUGAAAUUAUUGAGUUGACAUGUUUUUAAUAAUAUGGCUUAUGAUUUAAUCUUGUUGAGUUACAAA